ACAACCCAAACAAACUCGCCAUCAUACACAACCCCAAACUUUGCAGCUCAGCUGAGGCGUUGGCUGCCUUGCACCACCUCUGUUUGGAGACUCGCUUCUCGCUUGGCAGUUGGGCACCACCACACACUCUUAUCCACACCGGGGCCGCGUGCGUGUGUCCAAACCUUCUCCACGCAUUUCCUUCCCUCCAUUUCCUUCCUUCCAAGAACAAAGCAAGGGGAAGCCCCUCCUCUCUCCCUUGCAGACAAGAAGCAAUGUCUCUGGCUCCCUCCAUCCCUUCCAUCAAGGUGAAGGUGGGAGGCGUCGCGGCCGUCGCGGUCUCGCCUCCUCGCCACCGGGCAUGCCGGUCGUCGUUCGCCGUGAUCAGGAGCUCCAAGGCGGAGGGGGCGCCCAGGAGACCCGCCGCGCCGCCGCUGUCGCCGCCGCCCAAGACGCCGACUCUGUCCACACCUCCGACGCUGUCCCAGCCGCCCACCCCGGUGAAGCCGGCUGCGCCUUCGUCGUCGCCGCCGCCGUCGCAGGAUCCUGAGCCGAAGCAGGCCGCGGCGCCGGUGGCUGUGGCGGCGCCCGCGGCGGCGGGGGCCGUGACGUUGGAGUACCAGAGGAAGGUGGCCAAGGAUCUGCAGGAUUACUUCAAGCAGAAGAAGCUGGACGAGGCUGACCAGGGUCCCUUCUUUGGGUUCUUGGGCAAGAAUGAGAUUUCCAAUGGAAGAUGGGCUAUGUUUGGGUUUGCAGUAGGGAUGCUAACAGAGUACGCAACCGGCUCGGAUUUUGUUCAACAAGUGAAGAUCCUUCUCUCCAAUUUUGGGAUUGUGGAUUUGGACUGAUCGCGGAUGUUUGACGUUAUUGUUCUGUAUAAGCAUGAAGUACAAUGUAUCUUCUUUUAUCCGACAUAUAGAAAGAUCAAUCUUGCACAUUGCUAUAUACUUGACUGCAUUUGUGAUGGCCUGUCAGUUUUUGAUGAAUGUCAAAUCCACUUUUCAGUU
Messenger RNA from Oryza sativa Japonica Group (Japanese rice), 986 nucleotides. RefSeq names its product light-harvesting complex-like protein OHP2, chloroplastic. NCBI's taxonomy places the organism in Eukaryota, Viridiplantae, Streptophyta, Magnoliopsida, Poales, Poaceae. The record is from RefSeq and is a predicted model, not a curated record. Gene Ontology annotation, cellular component: chloroplast thylakoid membrane.